Fusarium musae is the source of this 921-nucleotide messenger RNA. RefSeq lists its product as uncharacterized. The transcript has a single exon. The coding region runs from base 1 to 921 and encodes 306 amino acids. The record is from RefSeq and is a predicted model, not a curated record. NCBI's taxonomy places the organism in Eukaryota, Fungi, Ascomycota, Sordariomycetes, Hypocreales, Nectriaceae.
AUGUCUAUCGUGGUACGCGUCAAUUUCGACACUGGGUGCGUUAUCCUGAAGCUCUACGACCGUCGGUUUGGUGCUCAAUUUCGCGAGUGCUAUGACGAGAACAUCCCAUAUUGUGAUAAGGCCAAGGCAGCCUAUCACGCCUUUCUGCAGCGAGACGCUAUGGAGCCUUUCCUUCAAGAGCUGGACGAUGAACGGUCGACACCCGGUGUGAUCCCUCGCAUUGCCAUCGACAUUCGAGAUGAGCUUGAUGGAGUUGCCCGGUUCGAAGCUGCGCUCUGGAGAAAUGCUGACAAGGCUUUCAAGACCGAGACCGAAGUGUACACACGUAUGCAGGAUCUGCAGGGUGUCCUUAUCCCAAAGCUUUACGCUACUGUGCGCGUCGUGACCGCCAAGGAAAACAAACAGGAGGAUGAAUAUCUUGACAUUCAUGGCAUCUUGCUCGAACCCAUCGCAGGAUGCUCUCUGAAUGAUCUUAUUGCCGCAACCUGUGCCCCUACGACCAAAGAAGAAUGGUUCUCCAUCGCACAGAGUGCAGUCCACUCAACACACGAGAUCAAUAAAAGAGGCAUAGUUCUCGACGACAGUACCCCCCGCAACGUGGUUAUCGACCAAACCACGCACCAGGCUUUCAUCGUUGACUUUUCCGAGUGCUUCUUCAGAGACACAAUGUCUGAUCGUUGGGCAAAGGAGGCGGAGGGCUGGAAUGCUGAGGCCGAGUACUGCGAGGUGGUUAGAGCGAAUGAUAACCCUGGGGCGAUUGGGCUCCCUAUGGCGCGACGGGUCCGCAAGAAGUUUGGAUGGAAUCUGGAUAUCGUCCAUCCUAAAUCGAAUGGUCUGCUCUCGGAGAGUAAGUGCCAGACCCCGGACCAACAAGGAUGCCAUCUAGCUGACUCUGUCGAAGUUCGUGACACUGAAGCAUGA